Cucurbita moschata (crookneck pumpkin) is the source of this 2032-nucleotide messenger RNA. RefSeq lists its product as uncharacterized. The record is from RefSeq and is a predicted model, not a curated record. The transcript has 5 exons. Lineage: Eukaryota; Viridiplantae; Streptophyta; Magnoliopsida; Cucurbitales; Cucurbitaceae. Bases 404 to 1627 code for a protein of 407 amino acids.
CGUACUCCGAGGCUUUCCUUUCAGUCUCUUCUUCUUCUUCUUCCUUCUUCGUUUCUCUCUGUAUUUUAUUUUCAUUCUGGUUUCUGGCUUUUUGUUGAUGGUUUAUUCUUCUUCCCUUCACCCUUCUUAUACUGUUUCUCUCACUGUGCGCUUAAACCCUUGACCCCAUUUCCUCUGUUUUCAAUCUUUUCUUUCUUUUUCCUUCUGAUUUGACUGCAUCCCCUUUUUCACUUCCUUCAAACCCUACUCAUUCUCUUCUUCUUCUUAAGCCUCAACCAAUCGGCUUAAAAAACAGACCCCCCUCCCCCCAUCUCUGCAUAAUACUCUGUUUCUCUCUCUUCUUCUGGGGGUACUAAUCGUUGGUUGCUUUAGUUCUUUUGGGGCUUUUUUCAGCUUUUUCGAAAUGGCUGAGAGUUUGGAUGAUGGCGAGUUUUGGCUUCCUCCCAAGUUUCUUAACGAUGACGACUUGUUCUUGGAGGAGAAGUGUGUGGGUAAUGAUGCUAAGAAGAGAAGAGAUGGAGCUGGAGCUGGGUUGCACCCAUUUGAGUAUUCUCUUGGAUUUGGGCCUUUUGGGGUUUCUUCCGAUCUUGGUUCGCCGGUUGAAUCUCUGAUUGGUUCCAGCGAAACAGAGAGUGAUGAAGACGAAUACAUUGCUGGGUUGAUGACUCAAAUGGCACGCUCCACUCUGAAAGAUGGGUUUGGACUCGAAAAAUCUCAUGGUUGGCGCUCCUCUGGUUCUCCUCAGUCAACGCUGUGUACUGUAGGAAAUGGGUGUGGCUGCAAACAGAGCUCUAGCAGGGGAAGCCCAAAUGCCCAUUCGGUAGGCUCUCAUCCACAGCUCACUCUGGAUCUACUCUACGCCGCCGCCGGUGAAGUAUCGAAGAUGCGUAUGAAUGAAGAGGCUUACAAUUUCGUUAACAAUCGUGGACAUUCUGUUCCCCCUAGAAAGCCCUCUCCGGUCACUGUUCCGCUCAAAAACCGCGACAACGAUGCCGGCGUUUACCAGCAACUACAAGCUUCCCAAUUUUUACAUCUGAAACGACAACAACUCAUCGAGCAAAUGAACUCGGCGGCUCGUGUCGGACUGGUAACAGGCUCUGUUAGACACCCGCAGUCUCAAGUGCCGCAAAACAGAGGAAGAAACAGCGAGUUCUUCGAUGGAAGAAACUGUCGCUCUGCCGUUGGUUUAACGUCCCAACCCCCUUGGGCUCCUCCUCCUCCUCGGAAGCACUCUGUAAAUCCGUCACCGAAUGGCUCCGGUAUGAGGGCCGUGUUUCUCGGGGUUCCCGGCGGGAAGAGGGAAUGCGCCGGCACCGGUGUAUUCUUGCCACGACAAAUCGGCGCCGUCUCUGAAACCCGAAAGAAGCCAGCUUGUUCGACUGUGCUAGUUCCUGCUAGAGUGAUGCAGGCGCUGAAUCUAAACCUAGACGACAUGUACGUUCAACGGACUCAGCCCCAACAGCUCCAAUCUCGUUCCCCAUCAGUGUUCAACCCAGGGAAGAACGAUAUAUCUGGUAGAGGGCGGAGUGAGAGCUUGUUGGCACAGCAGAAGGCGAUGAAUCUCCGGGCAGCGGUGGCCGGAGUAAACCAGGAGAUAGGGCGGCUUCCACAAGAGUGGAGUUACUAAAGAAGCCAUAGAGGAUCGAGUAGAGAUUUAGUUACUAACUGGUGUGUGAUUUUUAGGGGUAGAGAAGAAGCAGAUAAGAUUAAAAGGAUAAUUAAGAGAAAAUUAAUGAAGGUUUGUUAGAUUAUAUUAAUGGGUUAUUAUUAUUAUUAUAGGAAUAGAGAGAGUUUUUGUUUAAUUAAAAUAGGAAAAGAGUAGAGAGAAGAAGGAGAACAAAGUGGAUUAUUUUGAUUUUGUGGGGUUUAGAAUGGGAUUAGACCAAGAUUAAGAUUAAGAUUAAGGUUAAGGUUAAAUAAAGUUGUGUUUAAGUGGGAGUUUUAUUUUGUUCUUUUGAUUUGGGGCUCAAAACCCCAUACUUAUAAUAUAUUCAAUGUUUUAUGGAAUGGGAAUGGGAAGAAUUUGUUUUGU